This is a messenger RNA of Topomyia yanbarensis, 960 nucleotides long. Its product is annotated as ATP synthase mitochondrial F1 complex assembly factor 2. Gene Ontology annotation, cellular component: mitochondrion. The record is from RefSeq and is a predicted model, not a curated record. NCBI's taxonomy places the organism in Eukaryota, Metazoa, Arthropoda, Insecta, Diptera, Culicidae. The coding region runs from base 110 to 919 and encodes 269 amino acids. The transcript is spliced from 4 exons. Gene Ontology annotation, biological process: mitochondrial proton-transporting ATP synthase complex assembly.
GCAUGCUUUUGCCUGUUUGUUUACCUUUCGGUUUAUGUUGUGUGCCAGAACCAUUGAAAUUAGUUUAAAUUGUUUUGGUACUGAUCAGAUGAAAUAAAAUUACAACAAAAUGAUUCAGGUCCCGUCUAGAUUACUCAAUGGUAUAAGAAACACAGUAUAUAAUAUAAUCAUUCGUAAAUACGUGGCACCACCGAAACGAUUUUAUCGCAAAACCGGCGUGGUUAGCAGCAACGGAAAGUACGAAAUAACACUAGACCAGCGCAAGCUAAAAACUCCCAAUGGAUCUCCGUUCUACGUUGAAAGUGAACCGUUGGCUAUAGCGAUUGCCACCGAAUGGGAUGCUCAAAAGGAAGUUGUCGACCGAUCUAGCAUGCACCUGACAGCGCUGAGUAGCACGGUACUAGAUAACCCAAACCACCUGCAAAAAGCUGAUAUUGUAAACUACCUUGUAAAUUACUUAAAUACCGAUGCCGUAUUGUUUCAUUCUGGUGGAGAAGCAGCACUCAAAAACUUACAGAUAGCCGAAUGGGACCCCAUUAUCGAUUGGUUUAACAAACGAUUCCAAGUCCAACUAAGUGCCACUGAUGGGUUAGAAAUUCCAAACUUUGCGCCAGGUACGGCUAUGAAUAUUAGUCGCUAUCUAUCGUCGUACAAUGAAGCAGCCCUGCAUGGAUUCAUGUUCGCCGUCGAUACGAUUAAAUCGUUAAUCUUAACCUGUGCUUGCGUAGAUCGAUUCAUCAGUCCGGAGAAGGCAGUGCUGCUGGCACGAUUGGAGGAGGAAUACCAGCAGGGAUAUUGGGGUCGAGUUGAAUGGGCUCACGACGUUCAGCAGCUAGAUUCGCAAGCACGUCUAUCUGCUGCCAUGCUGAUGGUUCACUUUAAUUCAAGUAAUGUUUUUGUGAAACAGAAAAGCCUAUAAGCGUACAACGUAUUUAAAUAAAAAAAAAAUGCAAACAUUAA